CCUUGAUAACCAAUUCUUCGUACGACUAUUUUUCCCUGAACAUAUACUACGACAGCGCAAAGCAUGAAAAUUCUUGCUGCUAUUCCUUUCCUGCUCGUACUCGAUAAUGUGCGCGGUUUGAAGUGCUUUCAUUGUAUGAGUGUCAAUAGCUGGGAAGAAUGUAAUAGAGAUCAAAAAGUACAGGAUUGCCCAGCACAUUAUACAACCUGCCUCAACGCAACCGUUAUACUGCCACCGCACACUGGCGCCGAAACCAAGCAGUACAUCAGAGGAUGCAAUAUACAGGGACUAUGUAAGAGACUAGAGCGAGCGACUGAAGAGUGCAAGAAGCUGAUAGAGUACUUUUCUCGAGGCGAAAACAUUACGUGUGACGCAACUUGUUGUACGGAAGACCUGUGUAACGAGUCUGCAGUAAUGAUGACCAGCUCUAUCAUGCUGAUAGCAUGCGUAACAUGGGUGUUGGCUCGUUAAGCGAAGCUUGAAGAGGAUAUGUUUUAAUAAUUUAUUCAAUUACAGGGUAAAUAUUUCGAUAGGGGAUCCGGCAUCGCAGUUACUCAAAGAAAGUGUGAAAAUAGAGCCUACGAAAAAUUCAAGGUCAACUUAUAAAUAUUGUCAGGACACAAUAACAGCAAAAUAAAAUCUUUGGUGUAUUUGAUUAUUCUCAAGCCAUCGAGAAUUAAAUAUC
Molecule: messenger RNA, 685 nt
Organism: Pocillopora verrucosa
Lineage: Eukaryota; Metazoa; Cnidaria; Anthozoa; Scleractinia; Pocilloporidae
Source: RefSeq, a predicted model, not a curated record